Python bivittatus (Burmese python) is the source of this 3652-nucleotide messenger RNA. It is a transcript of the gene TMED9, whose product is annotated as transmembrane p24 trafficking protein 9. NCBI's taxonomy places the organism in Eukaryota, Metazoa, Chordata, Lepidosauria, Squamata, Pythonidae. The record is from RefSeq and is a predicted model, not a curated record.
GGGAGUUGUAGUCUCUCGGGCUGUACCGGCGCGGGACCUACCCUUCGCUGUACAGCGAUUACGUGGCGCGAGAGCGGAGGCAGGACGCAAGUGCGGCAUCAUGGCGGCUCCCGGUGGUUGGUCUAGUGUGCUCUUGUUGCUGCUUGUGGCGGGGAUCGCACCCCCUGCGUGGGGCCUCUACUUCCACCUGGGCGAAACGGAACGCAAAUGCUUCAUCGAGGAGAUCCCGGACGAGACCAUGGUCAUCGGGAAUUACCGGACGCAGUUGUAUGAUAAGCAGCGAGAGGAGUACCUUCCCGCCACUCCCGGCCUGGGCAUGUUUGUGGAAGUGAAGGACCCCGAUGAAAAGGUGGUAUUGUCCCGGCAGUAUGGCUCAGAGGGCAGAUUCACUUUUACUUCACACACCCCAGGAGAGCAUCAGAUUUGCCUGCACUCCAAUUCCACAAAGUUUUCCCUUUUUGCAGGAGGCAUGCUGAGGGUCCAUCUUGACAUCCAAGUUGGGGAACAUGCCAAUGAUUAUGCUGAGAUUGCAGCUAAGGACAAGCUGAGUGAGCUGCAGUUGCGUGUUCGCCAGCUUCUGGAGCAGAUAGAACAGAUCCAGAAAGAACAAAACUACCAAAGGUGGCGAGAGGAGCGCUUCCGGCAAACCAGUGAAAGCACAAACCAGCGGGUUCUCUGGUGGUCCAUAGUCCAGACUCUCAUUCUUGUAGUCAUUGGAGUUUGGCAAAUGAGGCACCUCAAGAGUUUCUUUGAAGCCAAGAAGCUGGUAUAAAAAGGAAGUAAUAUCAGCCCAAAGCCUGCAUUUCUCCCAUGAGCAGUUCCUGGCACUUCAGGUGUCUGCGUUGAUCCUCUCUUCUCUCAUUGGCUCUUUCCACCAGACUGGUUACUUGCCAGGAUUUGUGCCAUCUACCUCCCACUGCCUCAGCUCUUCUUCCCCCUUCAACAUCUCAGCCUGUGGUGAUUUUAGUGCAGUGUUUUGGCCCCAGGAAGUUGCUGCCUUCUUUCCAGAUAGUCAAGACCAGCCCACCCCUCCUUCUCUUCCUACUCUUUAGCUCUGUAUGAAGAGUUGUUUUGUUUUGUCUUUGCAGAGAGAGGAGAAAGGCAUUGUGUCUUCAAUUUUUUUUCUGGCUAAAUAUGUUCUUCAAAAUUAGACUGUCUUCUGAAACGUGAUUGGAACUUUGUAUAGCCAGCAUCACAAUAUAUCAAAGCCAAGAAAACUGUUGCUGUUUUUAGCUGUGUUAUAUAUGUACUAGCACUGAUUUCUAAAUACCACCAGUGCAUUGCUCAGGAGAAUGUUUUGAAUGAGAAGAUCUGAAGGCUGUCCUUGCAUUUCUCCUGUUCUAUAUAUUUGUCAUAGAUGAGAUUCAGUUUGAUUUGGGGAUUAGCUUCUGUGGAAUUAAUAGAUGGACCAUAUUAGGAUUCUUUCUGAAAUAAAUCUGUGUUGCAGGGUUAAUAUGCUGAUCACUGGGCUACUAAUAAGGGAUAAAUAAGUAUUGAAAUUUACUUAUGCUCUCCUCCUAUAGUUUGUUAGAAUUAAAUUAAUUUUUCCUGUAUACAUCUAAUCACCAUUUUCUGGCAGAUAGGAUACUUCAUUUUCUCAUUACUGUGAAUGUAUAAGCAGUUGCAAAGUUGCUUUUACAGCAAUGCAACUCUUAAAGUAGCAGCAUUCAAUGGCAUAUUUGCAACGGUAUCUGCAGCAAACCACAGUGAAUCCAAAAUUAUGGCAUAUGUCACCUACUUGCAUCCCAGUGUGUGAUAUUUGUAUAUAGUCAAGGCAUUUGCAUGGCAGUAUCACACACAUUUUGUUAUCUCCCCUGUCCUUGUAGAUGCCCAGGUAUCCAUGUGUCUGCUGCUCUGCCAACAAAAUCCUAAUUACAUUUACUUGGAAGAAAAUUCUACUGAUUUCAUUGGAACUUCCAAAUAAAGUUGCUAAUAUUUGUAGCUUAAGUCUCCUUUGGGUUUCUUUUGCCAAAUUCCUGGGUAUCUAGCAAAUUCUACAUAGUUAUUCUUUCAAAAUUAGGGAAGCACUCCCUUGUUAUCUCUUCAGCAUCUAAAUAUGGGGAUGCAAUUUUGGGAGGAGGAAAGAGAAAAAAUGGCUUUGAUCAGACAUUAAAAUUUGUGGCCAGUAAACCAUAUUCUAUUAUAUUAGUGAAAGAAUUAACUGCCUAAAUUUUGCUUCUCCCCUUGUGCAUCUGGUUAUAAUUCUUUAUAUUCUAGAUAGUUACAUGUCAUAUUCUAACAGGCAGUGCUUCUAAGCUGCAAAGUUUAAGCCACAGUUUCUUAGUUUGGAACUCAAGGGAAACUGAACAAGGUCAAGGCCUCAAAUAUGGGUAUACAAAAGAGAGUGGCAAAAUGAUGGGAAUGUUUUGUGUUGUCAGAAUAUUCAUUUUGCACUCAGAUUGUUUUGUCUGAACCUGGCCAUUAUUUAUGGAGAACUAGAGUGAAGGUUCUGUUACUGCUUUAUGUUUGUAAAUACUAGUUCUGAAUAAGCUUGAAGCAUUGUCUGUUGGCUUAUGUUGACCAUCUGAUUUGCUUUUUUUCUUUUAAUGGAGAGUAUGGCAGGAUUGGUAGAAUGAAUGCAAGUGCUGUUAUUGUGCUCUGUUCAUCCCAUUGCCUAUCCACACCUCCUUUUCACUAUAAAAAUCUGAAAGUGUUAUUUUUAGUUUUUGUGAAGAGUGAGCAUAAAACCUAUGUGGAUGGUGUGUUAUUUGGCCAGCAUAUGUUUGACAGUUAAUAUAUAAAUUUUUUCUACAUGGGUAUGCAUAAGAUUUGCUUUCCUAAAUGCUAACGAUAAAGUUUAUUACCUGAGCAGACUGCAGAACUCUCUGUAAGACAGGGAACUAGAAGUAACUGCAGUGAGUUCUGUGAUUCAGAUGAUACUAAAUGAGUCUAAUAAACCUUGUUUGUACAUGGCAUGAAUGUGUUGUGUACCUGGUUUAAUAAAACAGGUGGGAUAGUGAUUUUAUUGCUGAAAUACCUGAGGAUGAACUUAAAGUGUUAAGAAACUUGAGUCAGACAAAUUCACUCCAACUUGUUUCCAAUUAUCCAAUAUACUAGAAGUCACAAACAAUGUUGAGGAAUAGAAGUCCACUCAAAAUAAUUGUUUGUGGGCAUUCAGUUGUAUCUGAAUCUUGAGUGGACUAUAUGACAUGCCAAGAUUGAUUCCGAAAGAAACCUUGAUGUAUUGGGAAAAUGGGAGCUUUUUAGAAGGAUUCUUGUAUUGUUACCCUGUUCUUAGAAUGUGGUGUGUUGAAAAGGAGGCCUUUGGAAUUGUUUUCAGUUUUGUAAUAACCUAAACAUUUUAGAAUGACACCACCAAACUUUCGCACACUGGUACACUCAAGGUAUGAUGGACUAUAAUCCAAAUUAUGAGUCAGCAUAGCCAUUCAUGGGCAUAUCCAAGAUAUCAAAAAGGCACUAAAUUAGUAUGUCUAUACAAUCCAGUUGAAAAGUUUAAGAUUCUAGCCACCUUACUUUUACUGCUAUACUUGAAACAAGUUAUCAUUUAAGUGGGAGAAGAAAUAGCUAAAGCUUUUAGGGGAGAGAGGGUAAUUUUAAUAAAUGAUCUGUCCUUGAUUUUGUUUUUUGAGGCUACUUAACUCUGGUUGCUAUUGUAAUGAGAGAAAUUAAAAAUGGUUCUUUCCUUCUAAAA